Plenodomus lingam JN3 is the source of this 927-nucleotide messenger RNA. RefSeq lists its product as uncharacterized. NCBI's taxonomy places the organism in Eukaryota, Fungi, Ascomycota, Dothideomycetes, Pleosporales, Leptosphaeriaceae. The record is from RefSeq and is a predicted model, not a curated record.
AUGGCAAAGCAACCUGCUUCAACAUCCACCCCUGUGUCACGAGAACGCGCGGAUUCCUUGCUAUCCCGGCAGUCUCCCAAUUCGCAAGGGCAACACGCACGUCAGGCUUCCUCCUAUGAUGGAAUUGGUGACGAUGGUCACGAGUACCGAAUGAGAUCAUCCUCAUCCGCAGCACACUACUACCGCACCUCAUUGUUCACCGACCGCUCAGAGGCACAAGGAGAGCUCAGGCGACUAAGUGCGAGCUUCAACUCCCCAACCCAGGUCGAGCUAGAGCGGCAAAAGGACCAUGAGAAGAGGGUGAAAGGUAUUGGGAGGCUCAAGGAUGCGGUCAAGGGGUGGGCCAGGAGGACACAAGUCUGCUGGCUUGACCCACAAGCCUCACUUUUCAUGUUCGCUUCCUCGUCAGCCAAUAACGCACUUGUCGUCAAAUCGUCGAACAGUCAAACAGCAGAUCUAUCCUCUGCACAGCUCCCCUCGGCUUCUCUUCACCACCCUUGCGAACCGAGUGUCACCAUGAAGCACUAUCCAGAAGUCAACGCCCAGGAGCGGAGUGAAGCCUCGUCGCGUCACGAUUCCGCGUCCUCCGUCGACAAGGGUCGUCCGCAACAGUCAAGCAAUACAAGCACACACGAGAAGGAUACCCAAUACACCUCGUUCCCACCUCUAUCCAACACGUCCCACCACCGCCAAUCUACAGACUCGACUUCAUCCAACGGAGACAUCCAAAGCAUACAAGCCAAGUACGCGCGGUAUACAGACGCACCGCCGCAGUACACUGAGCAGCAGUACCAAGGCAAAACCGAGGAUGAACAAAACCACAUGCGAAUGUCCGACUACUCCAAGGAGAUUUCGAGAAUCAUGAGCCGCCAGCUCAUGAAGGACAUGCAGAUUGCACAGCACAAGGCAGACGUAGCGUCAAAGUGA